Molecule: messenger RNA, 3355 nt
Organism: Triplophysa dalaica
Lineage: Eukaryota; Metazoa; Chordata; Actinopteri; Cypriniformes; Nemacheilidae
Gene: armc1
Product: armadillo repeat containing 1
Exons: 7
Coding region: 321-1148 (275 amino acids)
Molecular function (GO): protein binding; metal ion binding
Source: RefSeq, a predicted model, not a curated record
AAAUCCAGGAAGUGAUGCACCGGGAGGAAAGACUACGGUUAUAGAGGUCCGCAGAUAAUGGCCAAAUAUACCCGACCGGAACAGCUGUCAGGAAAAUCUAAAAUAUAAUUGCUGACAUUAUACGAGCGGCAUUUAUUCUCGUAUUCAUCGGAGGUUCGGUUGUCGACGGGCUGGAUCCUUUGAUUUAAAGAGGCUCGUGUGAAUCGAGGAGUCGUCCUGGGCGUGUUUCUGUAAGGUUAUGCGUGGACAACAGUGCCACAACACACACACAAGUUUGGACCGGUGAUUUUGAUGUGCAUGGCCGUUGGUGUGAAAGCACCAUGAGUGGCGAGCCUGAUGUCUUGGCUGUGGUGAAUCAACUGAGGGAUUUAGCUGCUGACCCCCUCAACAGACGAGUUAUUGUUGAAGAUCAAGGCUGCUUGCCAGGCCUCAUUCUGUUCCUCGACCACCCCAAUCCGCAAGUCGUCUACUCGGCGCUGUUGGCGGUGCGUUACCUGGCAGAAUGCCGUGCCAACAGGGAGAAGAUGAAGGGCGAACUGGGGAUGAUGCUGAGCUUGCAGAACGUCAUGCAGAAGAGCACGUCGCCAGGCGAGACCAAGCUUCUGGCUUCUGAGAUCUAUGAGAUCCUGCAAAACUCCAGCAGCGGCGAGGCCGAAGAGGCGGGAGCGGGCGCCUCGUGCCGGAAAAAAGCUCAGUUCUUCCUGGGCGGAACGAACAAACGAGCCAAAACGGUGGUGCUUCAAAUCGACGGGCUUGAUGAUUCGACUCGCAGAAGUCUCUGUGAAGAGGCCUUGCUAAAGAUCAAAGGUGUCAUUAGCUUUACCUUCCAGAUGGCAGUGAAGAGAUGUGUAGUGAGGAUCCGCUCUGAUCUGACGGCAGAAGCCUUGGGAACUGCUAUAGCUUCAACCAAAGUUAUGCAGGCACAGCAGGUGGUGAAAAGAGAGGAUGGAUCGGAGAUUGUAAUACCAUUCCAGGAAGACUCUGAUGUGCCUGUAGAGCUUAACAUGAGUUUGCCAGAUUACCUGCCGGAGGAGGAGAGUCCCUCUGAGGAGCAGCACAAGGCCGUGACUCGACUGGGCUCCACUCAAGAUGGCGUGAGCUGGAUGAGCACGGCCGCCAACUUCCUGUCCCGCUCAUUUUACUGGUGACCUUGACCACCCCUGCAUGCCACGCCCCCUUACUGCCCGCCCUCGAAGCGCAAGACUGCAAAACGCACUUUGCUAUAAACUUAUACCGUGUUUCAACCUAAAAUUACCACAACAGCGGUACGCGAUUCAGACAGUUUCGGCGCUGAACACGCACCAUGUGAGACCCAGAGAGCUGUCGGGAGAAGUUCAUAGAAAGCGUUUCAUUCUAUUUGCUCUCUCUUACUCACUUUUUACGUUUGGUCGGUGAGCGAAGGAACCUCCAAUCCUUGGGAGCUUUGUCAAGUAGCCGGACCUUUAAUGAUUGUGUGUCGUAUCUUAAGGUUUUGUACGGAUUUGGGUGCUUUCAGAUGUGUCGGUCUAACCCUUCAACUUGGCUUUCUUGUACAUUUUAAAAAUCGUUAUUCUGUUUUCUUUGUUCUAAGUUUUCUUAUACUUUAUCCUUCAGCUCCUUUUUUAAAGCAUGCUGUUUUUUCAAUACCUUUUUUCAGUCAUCUUUGAAUCUCUGUCCUUCUGUGUGUGUGUGUGCCUUUAUUACAAGCUUGGUGUGAUUCAUUUCGUUUUAAAUCCUCUAUUUGCUUUCGCUAAACGUCUGAAGACGUCUUCGUUCUUAGGUUUUAGGUUUAAUGUGUAGCAACGGUUUAUUGGUCCUCUUUAGUUUAACACCCAGCCAGUGUUUGCUUUGCUUUAAUUCUUUAACGGUUAUGCCGGCAGAAAAAGGGAAGUCGCCUCAAAUAGGUGUUACUAUGUGUGUAAUACUAAGCCUCUUUGUUACAGCAUGUGCCAAGCACCGCAGUACCUUCUGUACACAAGAAAAAUAUGUUGUGAACUAGACCUGACCCCUGACCUGAUAUCUGCUGUCUUUUUUGUACCAUUCAUCAUUACAUUGGUUUCAGCAAUGCUAUUCUGAGUGUUUAUAUUUUUCCUUCCUUGUUUUCUUCGGGAUCUUUUAUACGCUUAGUUGAGUGGGGAUCACCUGCUGCCCAAAUGCACAAUCCGGUCAUUCUUGGAUGGGUGUUUCUGUCACCUCUGCAUGACCAGCCAUCACUCUGAAGCUUUUUUCCUCUCUCUCUGGCCAACAGUGUCUUUUGAAGUUAGCUUAGCAACUGACCGCACAUAUAGCUUUCAGGAUGUCCGCUCAGGGAUGUGUGUACGUUCUCUCACAACUGAUGGUGUUACGCAUGAUAUCCGGGUGGAAAAUUGUGGUGUUCAGUAUAGGGUGUUUUCUUUAAAGACGGCCUGUACACAUCAUUAUCAAAAUAUUUGGUUCUUUUAACACUUCAGACUAAAAUCAGUGUAUGUCCGGUUGGUACAUUCAAUAAGACAGUUCGCCUAAAAAUGAAAAUUCUGUCAUGAUUUAUCACACCUGUAUACUUUUCUUUGUUGUGCUGAAAACAACAUGUCUAUAUAUAUUUCUAUGAAUAAGGUAAUUCAUGUUGACAAACAUUUUUGUUUGAACUAAUAUUAUUUAAAUGUCAGACCAGUUUUUACUUACUGGAUACCUUCAUCAGGUUGAUGUAAAGCAUCACUGUCUGGCCUUUUGUAGGCUCAUUCUGCUACAAUAAUUUUGUAUUUUUAAAGAGACUGUUCACCCCCCCCCAAAAAGGUAAUCAACCUUCUUGUUGUGAAAAAACCCAUUUGACUGUCUUUCGAAAAUAUAACACUAAUGGAGAUAUUUUGGAAAUAGUUUGGAAAUAGCGUUGAUGUUGUGCUUUUGGGUGCCACACAACAAAGAAAAAAAAUCAUUUCUGUUUGGUACAAUGUGAGGGAGUGUAAAUAAUAAUUAAAUUAUUUUCAUUUUUAGGUGAACUUUCCAUUUAGUGUGCAAUAUUUCAUUUCUUUUUGUUCACGUUCACUUUUGAGUUAUAUUCUGAGGUGUUUGCUAUAAAGACCGCAUUGGUGUACAGAAUUGAAUCACCAGAUUUGAAGGUUUUAUUUAGAUGAGAGAGGGGGCAUCAGUAUUAUAAUUGUGAACAAAAUCCAAAUUGUAUUAACAUCUGCAUUUUUCUGAAUAUAUUCUUUUCUUGUACUGUACAUCAUCCUUUAAAAUGUGUGACUGUUACCCCACAAAUCACAAGCGGAACUCAUUGUAGAUUUUAGGAGCUUUCUCAUGUGCAGUGCAUAUUAGCUGUUACAUACCAAGAGUUUUAGGACAAACAACUCUUGGCUGUUCACAGUAAUAACAAGACUUAUUAAAUGGAUCAAACUAA